CACACAAAUAUCAUAUGCACAGGGAUCUUCAUCUAAUCCCCUUGCUUCCAUACAUAUUACAACGUUUCAUCUUUGUUUGAUGCUUCUCAAGCGCUUGAGAAACCUCUCGCCAUGACAUGUAUUGAACACUAUGCCGCUUUACAUAUCAGAGGAGAUCUAAGAAUGUUUGAGGAAUUUCUAUGAGAAAUACAAAGGGAGUUUAAGAUUGUCUGAGGAGCAUCUAUGGCCACACAAAAUAGUAAACCCUGCGCAAGCUGCAAGAAGCAUAGGAAAAAGUGUUCAGAGUCGUGUGUUCUGGCCCCUUACUUUCCAUCCACAGAUCCCAAAAAAUUUGCACUAGUCCAGAGAGUUUUCGGAACCAGUCAUGUCAUCAAAACACUUCAAGGUAUCGAGGACUAUCAGAGAGGAGAUGCAGUAAAUAGUAUGGUGAUGGAAGCGAGAGCAAGGGUGGAGGACCCGGUGCAUGGGUGUACAAGGACAGUUCAUCAACUGCAGCAGCAAAUUGCUGAAUUAGAGGUACGGCUGGCAGCCAUGCAAGAAGAAGUUGUGACUGCGCGCUUGAAGAGGGAUGAGAUGGCAUCAUUCCUACUCACUUGAUUUCAUUCCAGCCAAGAACAAAAUCAUGGAUAAGUUAUGGGAGUUAUAAGUUUGGGACUUUACUUCAUUCGACACAAGAAGUAAAUGAUGGAUAAGUUAGGGUAGGUAAAAGUUCAAGACUAGUUAAUUGAAUUACAACGUGUUUGGCGAUUUUAUUGGACUUGUAAUUAAUUGCUUUUUCCCAUUAUAGUAUUUAUCUCUAGGAACAAUGGUAAAGAAUAAUGUCGAAGUAGUAUAGAUUUGGUUAGUGGGGUAGGAAAGGUAAUUGCUGUUAAUAUGUAAAUUGUUUGGAACCAUGUAGAGAGUAUAGUUUAUUGUAGGUUUAUUUCGUAGUUCCGGGCCAUUUCUAUGUGGCCUAUAUCUAU
Molecule: messenger RNA, 962 nt
Organism: Cryptomeria japonica (Japanese cedar)
Lineage: Eukaryota; Viridiplantae; Streptophyta; Pinopsida; Cupressales; Cupressaceae
Product: LOB domain-containing protein 1
Exons: 3
Coding region: 223-597 (124 amino acids)
Source: RefSeq, a predicted model, not a curated record